Molecule: messenger RNA, 420 nt
Organism: Blumeria graminis f. sp. triticale
Lineage: Eukaryota; Fungi; Ascomycota; Leotiomycetes; Helotiales; Erysiphaceae
Source: the annotation of a GenBank genome assembly
AUGAAGCUUUCCACCAUCAGCGGCGCUUCCACGCUCUUCUGCAUCUUAGCGCAAGUGAAAGCUUUUUCAAUAGCGCCAAUACAAGCUCCAUUACCAGUCCCAUUACCAUCGCCUGAUCCGAACCAAGAAUUCAAUUUCCAGUGCCCAGAUGGGAAAAGAUUCACAAAAUUUGAACUCAUGCAAGUAGUUCUGGGAGCAAGUGAAUAUAUGAUUACCAAUACAUCAGAGGAUCAAUAUCCUCUUAAAUAUGAAUAUCUUGAGUACGACAUUCAUGGAGAACUAUGGUAUCACAUUAUGAAAGAGGGCCCAGAGCCACAUUAUUUUGUUAUAUUCAACUUAGACAAACAAAUAGCGGGCUUAAUCAGGCGCACUUCUGUCGAAGACGAAGACGAUAUCUUAGAACCUUGUGGUUUCAUGUAA